ACUUGAGAUUAAUUAAUGUUUCACUUUCCGCGGCGUAAAAAUACCACGAACAUAAUAUUACACGUAAGAAACAGGCCAAGAAUCCCAUCUCUCUCUCCCAAAAAAAUGGUAUCGACGAGAAGAAGUGGAUCUAUCUCCAACAACAACAACGGCAAGCGAUCGUCGUCGUCGGAGGACAAGCCCCAGUCUCCUAAGCGCCAAAAGGUAGAUAAUGAUGCCACGUCGGACAAACCGACGUCGGUUGAUAACUCCAAGAGCACUGCUCCGCCGGCGGAUCCACCGGAAUGUGCCGCCGUAGAGACGCCGGUUGUGGCCGGAGAGGCGGCGAGUGGUGGAAAGGUCGAGGCCGCUCCGGCGACUUCUGUUGUCACGCCGCUCGCGGAAGAUAAAGGAAAAUCAGCAACUGUAGGAGACAAGCCAGGGAGUUCGUUUAGUUCCUGGAAACAUAAUAAUAAUCUCGAGUAUAAAAGUCCAUGGUGUAGGCUUCUUACGCAGAGUCAACAGAAUCCAACAGUGAGUGUUUAUACUGCAAACUUUGUAGUUGGAUCAAACAAGCAAUCCAAUCUUUUGAUCAAGGAUCAGACAAUAAGUGGAAUUCUAUGUCAUAUUAAGCUUACAAAGGUAUCAUCACAUGGACGUACAUAUUGGUACCCUAAGGUGUCAAAUCGGGAGAGUAACUAUGUUGCGGUGCUUGAAUGCAAAGGAAGUAAGGGGGCCGUGCAAGUUAAUGGGAAAACAAUUAAGAAGGGAGUUACUUGUACUUUGAAUUCUGGGGAUGAGUUGGUUUUUGGUAACCAUGCUUAUAUAUUUCAGAAAAUAGUGUUUGAUACCGCUAUUAGGACAUCAUCAUUAGUUGGUGGAGUGGGCUUCAACCUGCUUAAUGCAGAAAGACGGACAGGAGACAGUUCAGCUGUGGCCGGUGCUUCCAUUUUGGCAUCAUUGUCAAAUUGGGGGCAAGAUUUGUCGCCAUUGAACCCUACAUCACAGAACAAUGGUAGAACGCACCAAGUGACUGAACUGACUCGUUCAAGUCUUGCUCAGGAAGAUGAUCUUGAUGGCCUUGAAGUGAACUCAACAACAAAUGUUGAGGGUGAAAAUGUUGCUGAUGUUGGAGCAAGCAGCAAAGUCCUUUCCCCCGACUGCAACCAAGAGUCUGCCAUAGAGGUUGCCACUGAAAAAGCUAAGGAUUCACCGCCAUUAAGUUCACCCGUGAUAUCUUUAAGAUGCGAGGUAUUCAAAGAAGAUGUUUACCGGGGGAUUCUUGAUUGUAGUGACAUUCAAGUUUCAUUUGAAGCCUUCCCAUAUUAUUUGAGUGAAAAUACAAAAAAUGUUCUGAUUGCAGCUUCUUAUAUACAUCUGAAGCACAGAGAACAAGCUAAAUUUACUGCUGAACUUCCUACAGUGAACCCACGAAUUUUGCUGUCUGGUCCAGUAGGAUCUGAGAUAUAUCAGGAGAUGUUGACAAAGGCACUUGCUAAUUAUUAUGGCGCCAAGUUGCUUAUAUUUGAUAGCCAUUCAUUUUUGAGAGGUUUGUCUGCUAAGGAUUCCAAGAUUCAAAAGGAAGGAAAUGGUGCCAACAUAUCUGCUGACAUCAUUGCUCAGAAGAGUUCCGGGGCUCCUGAACCGGUGAAGGAAACCAAGGACUUAUCUGUUGAACCUACUGUAGAUCGUACAUUGAUUGUUCCUUCAACACCUGCCCUCGAGUCACAAUCAAGGAUGGAUAUUGACACCAUACGCUCUUCUGCUGGGACAUCUAAGAAUCCGUUGUUAAAAUCAGGAGACAGGGUGAGGUUCAUGGGUGCUACUUCUGCGAAUCUAUAUUCAACGUCAUCUCCUUUAAGGGGCCCAACUUUUGGGAGUCGUGGGAAGGUUUUAUUACCAUUUGAAGACAAUCCUUUGUCCAAAAUUGGUGUAAGAUUCGAUAAGCCUGUUCCUGAUGGGGUUGACUUUGCUGGUUUGUGUGAUAAUGGUCAUGGAUACUUCUGCAAUGCAAAUGAACUUCGUCUAGAAAGCACUGGUGUUGAAGGCCUGGACAAGUCACUUAUUACAACUUUGUUUGAGGCUGUGAUUAGUGAAAGUCGGAAAUCUCCCUUCAUAUUGUUCAUGAAAGACGCGGAGAAGUCUAUGGUAGGAAAUUCAGAAUCAUAUACAACAUUCAAGAGCAAACUUGAGAAGCUUCCUGAUAACAUUGUUGUAAUUGGAUCACACACACAUGCCGACAACCGUAAGGAAAAGUCAAAUCCCGGUGGUUUGCUCUUCACGAAAUUUGGUAGCAACCAAAGUGCUCUACUUGAUUUGGCUUUCCCGGAUAGCUUCGGUAGGCUAAAUGAUAGAGGCAAGGAGGUUCCCAAGGCAACCAAACUUCUCACAAAACUUUUUCCUAAUAAAGUUUCAAUUCAUAUGCCUCAGGAUGAAUCUCUCCUUGCAAGUUGGAAGCAACAGUUGGAUAGAGAUUUGGAAACUCUGAAAUCGGAAGGAAAUUUAAUCAAUCUGCGCACUGUACUUGGUAGGAAUAGGGUGGAAUGCGAAGGGCUUGAAGCUCUAUGUAUCAAGGACCACUCAAUUACAAUUGAUAGUGCAGAGAAGAUUAUUGGAUGGGCAUUAAGCCAUCAUUUAAUGCAGCAUUCUGACGCUGAUCCUGAUGCUAGACUAGUUUUGUCCAGUGAGAGCAUUCAGUAUGGGAUUGGUAUUCUACAAUCUAUCCAGAAUGAAUCAAAGAGCUUGAAGAAGUCACUGAAGGAUGUUGUAACUGAAAAUGAAUUUGAGAAGAGACUUCUAGCUGAGGUUAUCCCACCUAGCGAUAUUGGAGUGACAUUUGACGACAUUGGAGCACUAGAAAAUGUCAAGGAGACGCUAAAGGAGUUGGUGAUGCUUCCUCUACAGAGGCCUGAACUCUUCUGUAAGGGGCAACUAACCAAGCCUUGCAAGGGUAUACUCUUAUUUGGGCCUCCUGGAACAGGAAAGACAAUGCUGGCAAAGGCUGUGGCCACUGAAGCUGGGGCAAACUUCAUUAAUAUUUCCAUGUCAAGCAUUACAUCUAAGUGGUUUGGCGAGGGUGAGAAAUAUGUGAAGGCGGUUUUUACUUUAGCAAGUAAAAUUGCUCCCAGUGUUGUAUUUGUGGAUGAAGUUGAUAGCAUGCUGGGGCGAAGAGAAAAUCCGGGAGAACAUGAGGCUAUGCGCAAAAUGAAAAAUGAGUUUAUGGUGAAUUGGGAUGGCUUGCGGACAAAGGAUACAGAACGAGUUCUUGUGCUUGCAGCUACAAAUAGGCCUUUUGAUCUUGAUGAAGCUGUAAUAAGAAGGCUUCCACGAAGGUUGAUGGUUAAUUUGCCAGAUGCUCCUAACAGAGCUAAAAUAUUGAAGGUGAUACUGGCAAAAGAGGACAUGUCUGCAGACGUUGAUUUGGAGUCAGUUGCGAGCAUUACUGAUGGAUAUUCUGGGAGUGACCUUAAGAAUCUCUGUGUAACUGCUGCGCAUCGCCCAAUAAGGGAGAUUCUGGAGAAAGAAAAAAAGGAGCACUCUGCUGCUCUUGCGGAAGGUAAACCUGCUCCAGCUCUCAGUGUUAGUGCGGAUAUUCGACCUUUAAACAUGGAUGAUUUUAAAAAUGCUCACGAACAGGUUUGUGCAAGUGUUUCGUCCGAGUCCCAAAACAUGACAGAGCUUUUACAAUGGAAUGAGCUCUAUGGAGAAGGGGGUUCUCGAAAAAAGAAAGCUCUCAGUUACUUCAUGUAGAGGUUUCAAAUUUUGUACAUAUCCCAAUUUCCCUCACUUCAUGCUGGCUGCUACUGAAGAAUGCUUCAUAAUCACCUGGUUUAAAGUAUAUUUGUUCUUUUCAAAAAUUUAGUCUUUUAAGUUCAUUAUUAGAGUUGGGAUGGUCAGGAAAUUUAAUUUUUCCAAUCCCAAAUUCCAAAUAUCUUGGCUGGUUGUACUACUAUAUAUUGUAACAGAGGAGUCUGUUCAUUGUUUUAUGGUCUAUAAACAAUGUAAAUUACAGAGUAUAUUUGAGAACAAAGCAAAAUGUAUAACUUUUUAACCAUGUAAUUUAUGAUCCCAUAUAAUUGUUGGGAUUAGUAACAAGCAGUUGGAUAGGUUAUGCAAGUCCUUUGAGUAUUCUUUACCGACUGCUGCCCUGA
Daucus carota subsp. sativus is the source of this 4130-nucleotide messenger RNA. RefSeq lists its product as uncharacterized. The record is from RefSeq and is a predicted model, not a curated record. Bases 16 to 3729 code for a protein of 1237 amino acids. The transcript has 28 exons. NCBI's taxonomy places the organism in Eukaryota, Viridiplantae, Streptophyta, Magnoliopsida, Apiales, Apiaceae. Gene Ontology annotation, molecular function: protein binding; ATP binding; ATP hydrolysis activity. Gene Ontology annotation, cellular component: mitochondrial outer membrane.